UUCCCCUCCCCCGCACUCCACUCCGACUCUGUUCCAGCGCAAAACCCCUCUUCUUCGACAGCAGCAGCAGUGAUCAGGCGGCGCCGGGGAGUGGGGGAAGAGCAGGCAGCCAGUCUCCCGCCGGCCGAUCGCGACGAGCCUCGCCUCGUCUCUGCUCUGCAGGGUCGCAAUGUCGAUCUCGGCCUCGUCCGUCGGCAGCAGCGGCGCGCCCCCGCAGCCUUCGUCCCGCUCCUCCAUCACCGCCGCCGCGGCCACCGGGAAGCACCAGCUCAAGAUCGACAGCUACUCCCUCACCACGGCGGUGCCCCGCGGCGCCCACAUCAAGUCCUCCAAUUUCCAGGCCGCCGGCUACAGCUGGUACAUCAACUACUUCCCCAACGGCUGCGGCCACCUGCUCAAGCGCGCCCGCGGCUACGUCUCCCUGCAGCUCGUCCUCGACGGCGUCUCCGCUGACGGGGCCGUCAAGGCGCAGUUCACUCUCUCCCUGCUCAACCAAACCGGCCAGCCGGCCCCGGAAACCGUACGCAAGAGCCCCGUGCAUAAGCUCGCCGGGGGGUGGUGGUUCUACAGGUUCAUCAAGAAGGAGGAGCUGGAGCGCCCCGUCCGCGGGCUCCUCAGGGACGACGGCUUCACGCUCCAGUGCGAGGUCGUCGUGCUCAACAGGUUCCGCGCGGUGAAGACGGCUCCCUUCGUGGAGGUGCCGCCGCCCGACCUGCCGCGCCACCUUGGGGAGCUGCUCUUGAGCGGGGAGGCCUCAGACGUCACGCUCCAGGCCGGCGGGGUGAGGUUCCAUGCUCACCGGUGCGUGCUCGCUGCACGGUCGCCGGUCUUCAAGGCGGAGCUCCUCGGCUCCAUGAAGGAGGGUACCAGCAACUGCGACAUACACAUCGAGGACAUGGAACCACGCGUGUUCAAGGCCGUGCUGCAGUUCAUGUACACCGACGCACUGCCGGAGGUGGACAAGAAAGAGGAAGCCGCCAUGUCGCAGCAUUUGCUUGAAGCGGCCGACAGGUUUAACCUCCAGAGGCUGAAGCUCUUGUGCGAAGACAGGCUGUGCGGGUGCAUUGACACAGGCUCGGUAGUGACCACCCUCGUGCUGGCUGAGCAGCACGGCUGUCAGGGGCUCAAGGAGAAAUGCUUCGAGUUCCUCAAGUCCACAAGUCUGAGUGCGGUCAUGGCAACAGAUGGCUUCAACCACCUGGCAAGUAGCUGCCCCACCGUGCUGGACGAACUCACGUCCAAGCUCACUCUUCACUGAUAUGGAAAGCUUCCAGUAGUAGUGGUAGAAUGGUAGCUGCAGAAGCAUGUUUCAGUACUGCGCAUCAGGACACCAGCAAGUCUUUUGCAUCAUUGUUGUCAUCAAAGAUGAGAUGUACCUCUGGGUCUCUGCUCUGUUUGGUCCUUCUGUUUGCAGCAUUAGUUGUGAAUCUGUGAUUCCAAGGUACCCAUUCUGCAGAACCAUAUGUGCCCACCUGAUGAAUUCUUGCUGCU
Messenger RNA from Panicum virgatum (switchgrass), 1491 nucleotides. RefSeq names its product BTB/POZ and MATH domain-containing protein 2-like. Gene Ontology annotation, molecular function: protein binding. Gene Ontology annotation, biological process: protein ubiquitination. Lineage: Eukaryota; Viridiplantae; Streptophyta; Magnoliopsida; Poales; Poaceae. The coding region runs from base 170 to 1258 and encodes 362 amino acids. The record is from RefSeq and is a predicted model, not a curated record. The transcript is spliced from 2 exons.